AUGACGACGAUGGUUGUUGCGGCAAAGCAGAUGAUGUUGUUUGUUGUUCUGGCGCUGCUGGUGUUGGUGGCGCCAUCGCCGUGCUGGGGUCAACAGCAGGUGGAGCCACAGAUUGAGGCGAAAAGUGGUAGCCUUCACCUGCACGCGCAGUCUGGUGAUGUACACAUGCACACGAGUCUGGGCUCUGCAACGUGGACGGACACCGUCAACGACAUUGCAUCCUUGCAGGGUCAAGUGCAGGAACUGCGGCGUGUGGCUCUGCAGCUGCUGGCACAAACGCCUGUGGAUGUUGAUGCACGUUUUGAAUCCCUGGCACAGGAGAACGCGGCGUUGCGACAACGCAUGGACAUGCUCGAAGGGUUCAUUGCUGCGCAGCGCGAAGACAUUGCCCUGCUGCAAACCCAGGUCCGUGACUUGGACGAGCAAAAUGCUCGCGUCCAACCACUGAUCGAGCCCAUGGCGACUGUGGCGGAGGCCGUGUUUGGCGACCUUGGCUUCCCGCGUGGAUGGUCUGGUCCCGUCGCCACCGUCGUCCCAACAGAGAACGAGCGGCAGGCGUGGAUUGCAACAGAUCCCCAAAUCACCGAGACCAGCUGCGUCGAGUGUACAUCGCCACCGUAUUACAUCCAUGGCCCCAACGGCGGGCGUGACUCGUAUGCGCUCUCCUUCAACACCUUCCUCUCCUUCAUGCACUACAAGUACCCGGAUCGCCUCCCUGUCGACGGCAUCCGCCGCGCUGACACCGCAGGCCUGCUGCGGGGCCAGAGCCUGUUCAUCAGUGGGAAUCAGCUCCGCGGUGAGACCGACACCAACUGCCCCCAGUUUCCAAACGGAUGGUGCACCGGCGAGUCAAUGAGCGCUGCGGACAUCUAUGUGUCGACCGUUCGCGCCGUCGCCCCCACCACGAUGCACGCCCCGGCAACACAGCCCAUCUUCGUGCCAAACACCAACGGGUCUCUCGACAUCACCGACAAGCUCACCGUCGAGGUGUGGGUCAAGUGCCUGACGCCGCCCCGCCCCCAACCGGACGGGCGGACUUAUGCGCCGCUUCUCACGAAGAACGGACGCAUCGGCGUCAACCAGGACACCUUUGCCAUGUACCACGUGGUGGGCGUGUAUGACGGGCGCGACCUGGUGGUGUAUGUGAACGGCGUGGAGCAAGGCCGAACAACCAUUGGCGCCGUGGUCGCAUACACGGGGCCCGAAGCGAUGGUGAUUGGCUCCAACAAGCACACCAACCACGGCAGCAAGGGCAGCGUCCACGCCAUCCUCGAUGAGGUGGCCGUGUGGAACCGUGUGCUCGACGGUGCUGAAGUUGCGGCGAGCGUCUUUGUGCCCAUCACAGAUCGCCAGCAAACCCCCACUAACGACAACAACGAUGACGGCAGCAGCAGCAACAACAACAACAACAACAACAACAACAAGUUGGUCGCGUACAUCAACUUUGAGCAGCCGGAGCAGUGGCUUGACCUGUCGCCCAUGUGGACGGAGACAGCGAGUGGCGCCGAGCUGUUGCGGUCACAGCAUGUGCCAGACGUUGGCCCGCUGUCCCUCAACGCGAGCACAGCAAACUUGGUGCUGGUGCCGUCCGUGGACCAGUCGCAGCACGCUGCCUUUUUCUACGACGAGGACCUGGACAUGGAGUUUUUUCCGCGUGUGCCCGACGGCGAGUACGUUGCAUUUGUGUCCACGGCCUCGCUGCAGUGCGAGACAGACGCGGGCUGCCUUUGCAACACGUCCCUGCUGGUCAACGCGGCCAGCGUGUGGGACAACACCGUCACGGUGCAGCUGCGAGCGGACAACUACCACGUGUGCCACUCGUUCACGGGCGAGCCAGACACCUUCUACAUGCAGCCUGGCCCGCGUGUCUCUGCUGUGGACCUCGAUCCUUGCUUUGGUGUCACCUGCGGCAGCCACGGUGCCUGCAGGCAAGGCGCGUGCGUGUGCACCGACGGUUACACGGGCGACCUGUGCCACCUGCCACCUCCCGUCUUCAGCAACAACGGCACGACGCCACAACAACCCGCCCGCUCCUGCGCGGACGUGGCUGAUUUGCCAAAGGCAGCAGGCCUGUACUUUGUGAGCGACGAUCCAAACGCGCCGGUUGCGGGCGCCGCUUCGCCUGCCCUGUGCUUGCAGGCACCAAACGGUGUGGACGCCUACCGCGUGGCAUCCGUGAUUGCGUCGCCAACAGGCACAACAAUGGCUGCGCUCACUCGCGCUGGCGGCCUGUCUGCGGUAAACGAACUCAGUACAUCUGCGACGUUUGCGCAGCCGCUUUCCUCCGCCGCAUUUGAUCGCACGGCGGUGGCCUGCCUUGACGCCGACGAGCGUGUGGUUGAGGCGACGCUGACCCCCGUGCACGCAAGCACGUUUUCCCGCUUUGUGUCGGGGGCGUGGUCGUACCUGUCGCAGGAGACGGCGCAGAACGGCACGAUUGUGACCUUCACGGGCGGCGAGGACAGUGCGCCCAAGACGGUCACCAUUGAGACGGCGCAAGACACCCAAUACACGUGGAGUGACGCUGGUUUCGUCUGCGCCGGCCUGCCCGUCACCAGGGCCUGGCGCCUGGCCAUCCUUGUUGCGUGA
This is a messenger RNA of Salpingoeca rosetta, 2589 nucleotides long. RefSeq lists its product as uncharacterized. Bases 1 to 2589 code for a protein of 862 amino acids. Lineage: Eukaryota; Choanoflagellata; Craspedida; Salpingoecidae. The transcript has 11 exons. The record is from RefSeq and is a predicted model, not a curated record.